CACUGUCAGUUCUCUCUCGCGAACAAACACAGCUAAACGCUUUCUCACAGACGAAGCUUAUUUUGGCUCCUUUGUUCAUUUUUCGGCACUGAAGCAGUUUUAUUCAAUUAUUUGGACGCCUUGGUUUUGCUCUUGGCAUCUGUUUUAAGGACAAGACAGAAUCACUUAUCGGGGACUGCAGUUGUCCAGACAGGUUUAUUUAAAGGCUCUGGUGUGAUGUCAGACACAGUCGAGACAGAUGACAGAGAGCUGAGGCCAGUCGACUUCAUCCAGCUUCAGCAGUACAUUGACUAUUGCAGUCUGAAAGUAAAAGAUGUGUUAAAGGAAUUUAAUGCAGAUGGCAGAUUAGCCAAGUAUAGACAUGGAGAGUGCAUUGAUGAGCAAGGGUUCCGUCUCUUCCUGAAGACGUAUUUGGAAGAGGAGGACUUCCCUGCAGAUCUGUGCAAGCGCUUGUUCAGAUCAUUCCAGAGCUCAGAGUCGGCUAAAUCAGAUGAGAACAGGGAAGUGUUCCUGAAGGAUGUGUCCUGUUAUUUCUCUCUUCUGGAAGAUGGACAGCCAAGGGACAAGCUUGAAUUUGCCUUUAGACUUUAUGACAGAGAUGGGAACGGAGUUCUGGACAGUUCGGAAGUGGACCGCAUUAUUGCCCAGAUGAUGCAUGCAGCAGACUAUCUUGGUUGGGAUGUGUCUGAACUGAGGCCUGUACUGAAGGAUAUGAUGACAGCGAUUGAUUCAGACAGCAGUGGAACAGUGUCUUUACAGGAAUGGGUGGAGGGGGGCAUGAAUAAUGUCCCCCUGCUGGUGUUAUUGGGACUGAAGAUUACCCAAAGAGACGGCCAACAUCUGUGGAGGAUGAAACAUUUUAACAAGCGUGUGUACUGCAACGUCUGUCAGAAUAUGCUGCUUGGUCUACGCAAACAGGGUCUCUGUUGCACCUGCUGCAAAUACACAGUCCAUGGCCGAUGUGCCAAUAGGAAUCCUGCUCCAUGCACCCGCACAUAUGUGAUGUCAAAGAAAGAGACUGGGACUGCAUCCCAUGUCUGGGUGAGUGGAAACUGUGAUUCUGGGAAAUGUGACAGGUGUCAGAAGAAGAUUAAGGGUUUGCAUGGCCUUACUGGGAAACGCUGUGUCUGGUGUCACACCAUGAGGCAUGAUGAGUGUGCAGUCCAGGAACCCUUAGAAUGCGAUUGUGGCCCUUUCAGGGAUCAUAUUUUGCCACCAUGGGCCAUAUAUCCUGUCAUCAAGGAGAGGCCAAACUGUGUAAAGAACGGCUGCUCAGGUGCAGGUGAUGACAGUGACCACAACAAUACGCCUGACGGUCAGGUACUACAGAUAAACCCUAUUCCUGACACUCAUCCUCUUCUGGUGUUUGUGAACCCUAAAAGUGGCGGCAAACAGGGAGAAAGAGUCCUUCGAAAAUUCCAAUACUUGUUGAAUCCUCGGCAAGUUUAUAACCUUUCCAAUGGUGGACCAGCACCAGGGUUGUGUUUCUUCAGAGAUCUGCCAGACUAUAGAAUAUUAGUGUGUGGAGGUGACGGCACAGUGGGCUGGAUACUUGACGCCAUAGAUAAAUCUAACCUGCCAAGGCGCCCCCCUGUGGCCGUACUUCCACUUGGGACAGGCAAUGAUCUUGCUCGCUGCCUUCGAUGGGGAGGAGGUUAUGACGGGAUGGAUCUGGGCCGGAUCCUGAAGGACAUAGAGGGCAGUUCUGUAGUUCCGAUGGAUCGCUGGAGCAUACAGGUGAUUCUAGAGGAUAGUCAGGAGAGAGGUGACCCAGUUCCCUACGAAAUCAUCAACAAUUACUUCUCCAUUGGAGUGGAUGCUUCCAUUGCUCACCGCUUCCACACCAUGAGGGAGAAACAUCCACAGAAGUUUAACAGCAGAAUGAAGAACAAACUAUGGUAUUUCGAAUUUGCCACAUCCGAGACAAUCUCAGCAUCUUGUAAAAAACUCAAGGAGUGUCUCACCAUUGAGUGUUGUGGGACCAAGUUGGAUCUCAGUAAUCUUUCCCUAGAGGGGAUUGCAGUUCUCAACAUUCCCAGCAUGCACGGCGGGUCCAAUCUUUGGGGUGAAGCCAAAAAGACAGACAAAGCUGACCAGGACUUACCUGAUGUCAUAGUUGACCCUGAAAUCUUAAAAGUGAGCCCACAAGACAUGAGCGAUAAGCGAGUGGAGGUGGUGGGUUUGGAAGGAGCCAUGGAGAUGGGACAGAUAUACACAGGGCUAAAAAGCGCCAUCCGACUUGCCAAAACAUCUCAGAUUACCAUCAGGACAAAAAAGCCGCUCCCCAUGCAGAUUGAUGGAGAGCCGUGGAUGCAGCCACCUUGUACCAUUCACAUCACACACAAGAACCAAGCCCGUAUGCUAGUGGGCCCUCCAGCGAAGUCCUCUGGCUUUUUCAACCUGAAAUAGUUUGCCGAUGCCUGAGCAAUGCUAUGAGUUAUCCAGAUUGCUUCAAAAAUUUGUGCACAUUAACAAGGACACUGAAGCCAACGCCUGUUUGCAGCCAAUUUGUAUUUCUGUAGGGUAUACUGAAUAAGGUUUAAGUUUUUUUUGUUGUUGUUUUUUUUUCAAACGAUUAGGAGAUUUACAUUAGGUUGUGUUUUUAAACAGAUCUCUUCACUAGCCCACCUUAACAUCAACUGUGCAUUAAAUGUGCUUUCUUUAAAGAAAUAUAUUUGUCUUAAACAAUAGGUCAUGCAAUUUUUUUAUACAUUUUUGCUGUGAUAUUAGUAUGUUCACAGUUCAUUCCAAGUAAAUAUGAUGGAUAUUUGUUUUAAGGUUAUGUAGAUAUGCAUAAAAAAUCUGCAUCGCUCCAAAGCGUCCAUUGUUUGGGUUGUGUUGCUAAGGUUUGAUGUAGAAUUUGCUCAGCAACUUUGUAGUACGCUGUAGGUGAUCUAAACAGAUCUGAGCGAACACUGCACAGCAGGAACACUGCUUUGUUUGUAUCUAAUUCAGAUGUUUUCUAAAGCUAUAUUGUAAGUCUUCUUUAGCCACUGCAGUUACUAAUCAUUAUGUAUGUUUAAUCCAGAUUAAACCAGGCCAAACAAGGUGCCAAUGUGCUCUUUGCCAGAAUAACGAGUAGCGUUACUACGCCAAAUUCCGAAGAGCUUUUCGACACAUCUAAUUUAUUUGCUGUUAAAUUGUUUACACCUAAACUAGUAGCUGAAGUGUUUAGAUUAUAUAUUGAAACAAAAUCAACAGUAUAAUGUUAACUCAUUAGGUUUUUUAAAUUGUAUCCAGAAUGUAUUGAGUCAGUUCGGUAAAACUGAUUUUGCACCAUUUCAGACACUGACAAAGUAUGAUAGUUAUAGUUUACAAAAAAGCCAUUCUAUUGUAUUUAGCGUGCUAUUGCUCCAUUUCUGAUAAUUAAAUGGACAAAAUCAUAAAGCACAUUGCACACAUCUCUUUUUAUCAUUUAUUAAGUUUGGUUGUAAAUGGCAUCUAUGGCACUCUAGCAGGCUUUUUAAUUUACGCCGCUCCUUUUGUGAAAUUGUCUGAAUAAACAUUUCACUGUUUGCCGAUUCA
Messenger RNA from Myxocyprinus asiaticus (Chinese sucker), 3525 nucleotides. Its product is annotated as diacylglycerol kinase alpha-like. Gene Ontology annotation, molecular function: ATP-dependent diacylglycerol kinase activity; calcium ion binding. NCBI's taxonomy places the organism in Eukaryota, Metazoa, Chordata, Actinopteri, Cypriniformes, Catostomidae. Gene Ontology annotation, cellular component: plasma membrane. The coding region runs from base 217 to 2409 and encodes 730 amino acids. The transcript is spliced from 24 exons. The record is from RefSeq and is a predicted model, not a curated record. Gene Ontology annotation, biological process: intracellular signal transduction; lipid phosphorylation; diacylglycerol metabolic process.